UUGCUUUCUUUUUAAUGAAAACAAUUCAAUCUGUGUUGUGCAUCAAAAUGUGUUUUUUUAGUCUGAUUUAAAAGUAAUCAAUAAAAAAUAAAUAAUUUUUAAUCCAAAAUCGAGUAAUGCAAGUGUAAAGAAAAAUAAAAUGUGGCUUUUUAUAGUGCUAUCCCUGGUAUUGUCACUAAGUCAUAAUGCGGGCACCACAAAUCAUUAUGCUUUAAAAGAUGAUGGUCUCAUCAAAAGGCGCCUCGACUCACCCUUUCAUUUAAGACAGCCGGAUAAUCUUUAUAGUUUUAUAGAACAAAUACGCUACACGGAAAAUGCCGAAGAGGCAUUUCGAAAAAUGCAACGUAAACGUAGUACAUUGGAUGAUCAUAUUGUCAUAACAGAUCAAUUGUUGCAAAUCAUAUUGGAACGUUCGAAAUGUGUGAGAAUGUAUGUGAAAAUGACAGGUUUAAGUGAUUAUUUGCGUACUACGGGUGCAUCGAUGAAAAGGCUGAAAUUUCCAGAAAAACUGGAAACAAGAAAGGAGUCUAAAGGAGUGGAUCCCAUUUGCCGUGAUUAUGCUGAACUACAGACGGCACGUGAUAAAUAUGCACACUUGAAAAGUUUCAAAGCAGAUACUUUAAAAACUUUGAGAAUAGAACGUGAAGAGAAUCUAUUAAAACAAGAGGUGGGUUUAAAAGAUGCAGAAAGUGUUACCGAGACCAUACAUGAGAUCUCGGUAAAGGGUUUGGCUAAUAAUCCCACUUCAUGGAAAUUUCAUAUGCUGGGUUCCUAUUACUGGCGCUUAACGGGUCAUGCCAAAAAUGCCCUAGACUGUGCACGCCUUUCGGUUAUGCUGGCCCCUGAAGAGAGUAAAGAUAUUCCUCUACUUAGUUUAGGCACUAUUUUAGUAAGGGCAGAGCUGUGGGAUGAUGCAGAGACUAUCUUGAAUGAGGCUAUUAAAUAUGGCCCAAAACAUGGUGAAAAUUAUAUAGCUUUAGCUACACUGCUGGCUUUAAAGCAUGACUUUAAAAGGGCCAGAGAAAAUUUUCACAUGGCCGAGAAACUGGACGAGUCCAUGUUUAAUAAUUCUUUAAAAAUGCGUCAAUACAUUGAAUGUUUGGAGCCAUUGGAUACAGAUGCUACUAAGUUAUUCGGUUUUGUUAAAUACAUGCUAAGGGAAAUCAAAGAGGUCAGUAAAUUACGGCAAGAGAUCUCACAAUAUCAAAAUAAGAUAAUACAACAGCAGACCCCCUUGGCAUCACGCUUUACCGACAAUGAUCCUCAAUUGAAAGCCGAUCUCUUGAAACGUUUUCAAUAUUGUAGCACACGCAAAUCUAACGAAAAUCAAGAACCCGUUUUAUUUUGCGAUUUUUAUUCUGAUUUACAAAUGCAAUUGGAAAGUAAACAAUUCGAUGCUGAACUGCUGGAUUGGCAGGUGAAUCGUUAUAUUAGUCAUUUGUUCGAAAAGUUCCCAUUUGAAUAUAAAAAACAAUUGGAAAUACUUUACAAUAAUGUUAAGGCCGUGUCGCCCACAAAACUGGGAGUUUAUAGUAUGUAGUUUAAGAGAUAUUAGUUUAAACCGUAAUAUUUUUUCAGUUUAAGUUUAUAUUUUAAAAGGCAUGUUUAGUCAAUUAAACUGUAGUUUUUUUAAUUAUAAGAUUUGUGAUAUCAUAUCACUGAUAUGUUUCUUUCGGCUUAAGAGUGAUAAGUUAUAAAUGUAUUUUAUAAAAUUUAUUAUUUAAUAAUUAUAUUGCUCUCAAAAUUAUAAUAAUUAACUUAUAUACAUAUACCUUUAUAAAAGCAAUAAUAAACAAUAUGCGUAAUCUUUUUAUAA
Lucilia cuprina (Australian sheep blowfly) is the source of this 1816-nucleotide messenger RNA. RefSeq names its product tetratricopeptide repeat protein 17. Bases 140 to 1540 code for a protein of 466 amino acids. Gene Ontology annotation, cellular component: actin cytoskeleton; cytoplasm. The record is from RefSeq and is a predicted model, not a curated record. Gene Ontology annotation, molecular function: protein binding. Gene Ontology annotation, biological process: actin filament polymerization. Lineage: Eukaryota; Metazoa; Arthropoda; Insecta; Diptera; Calliphoridae. The transcript has 2 exons.